AUGGCACCACAAGCUCUGUCGCGAUCGCAGGGCGACUUCUUCCUACGAGGUCUCACUUCGGAUCCACCGCAAAGGUCGGACGGACGCCAUCUGCUCGCCUUCCGGCCCCUGCAAAUCGACACCUCCGUCGCAGCACAGGCAAACGGAUCGUCUCGCAUCACGCUCGGCGGCACAGAAAUCUUCUGCGGUAUCAAAGCAGAAGUAAGAAGCUUUGGAGAUGACAGCGACGACGAGGAUGAGGAGGCCGAGUUCCAGACUCAGGACGACCAGGAACUCGCGGCCGAGGGCAGAAAGACGGGACGCAUCAAGUGCUCGGUAGACUACUCGCAAUCCUUGGUACACUCGUUCGAUAGCAAGGUGCUGGACGCAUUGUCCAUCUCUCUCUCAUCCAUGGUCAACUCGGCCUUCUCGCCAAGAUCAUCGCCGCUGCCUUUGCACCAGCUGCUCAUCAUCGCCAACGCCAAGCACUGGACAAUAUACAUCGACCUGCUCGUCAACUCGCUCUCCGGUGGCAAUUUGUUCGACGCUGCUUUUGCUGCCAUCUUCGCCGCCUUCUACGACACUCGCAUCCCCGCCACGCGCGGUGUGGCCUUCGAGGCGCCUGCCACGCUCGAUGAGUCGGGCAACGCUGUGCAAGGCGCAUUUGCCAAUUCGCAGGGUGAUCUGGACCAGAUGGGCAUCAAAGGUCUGCUCAAGAAGAAGCCCAAGACACACGCUGCGGGUCCGUCCAACGCGAGGUCCGGACCGGCCUCCAAGGUGGUCGAUUUCGAGCUCGAGCACAGCGGUGAGGACGGAGCGGCGCUAGACGGUCGUCAGGACUUGCCGCUGUGCAUCACGGUCAACGUGCUGCCCCACAGCUACUUGCUCGAUGCCGAUGUGGACGAGGAGGCGUGUGUCGGCGCACGCGUGCAGGUGCUCGCAACACGCUCGUCCAAGGUGCUCUCGGUACGCACCACGGGCACCGACGAAAUCCCGUUCAAGCGGAUCAGCGAGGCCAUCCGGAUCGGAAGCGUCCAGGCGGCAAGGCUCGCCGACGCAUUGUUGGAUCAGCUGGCUCGAUCGACAGGUCCAGAAGACGAGGAGGAGGAGGAGGAUGCCGCGGCCCCAGCGCCAGCACAUGCGUCGAUGGAGGUAGAUGCGUGA
Molecule: messenger RNA, 1143 nt
Organism: Moesziomyces aphidis
Lineage: Eukaryota; Fungi; Basidiomycota; Ustilaginomycetes; Ustilaginales; Ustilaginaceae
Source: the annotation of a GenBank genome assembly